This is a messenger RNA of Sesamum indicum (sesame), 1270 nucleotides long. RefSeq names its product MEF2BNB-like protein. NCBI's taxonomy places the organism in Eukaryota, Viridiplantae, Streptophyta, Magnoliopsida, Lamiales, Pedaliaceae. The record is from RefSeq and is a predicted model, not a curated record.
UAAAAAGAGAAGUCGUCUCAAACAAAAAGGGACAAAAUCAAAAGCUGCAAAUAUUGACAUCACAUCAAAAUACAGAAAAGGAAAAUUCAGUAUAUAACAAAUCCAUGGAAAUGGACUACACAAGACAACCCAUUUCAGCUGGAUAGAGUAUCUGUAUCUUGUUUUGCGCUAGAGUGGGCAUAAUUCUGCAAGAUUAGCUUAUUGCUGGAUGUGUGAUCUAUGUUCAAUGAUGAGGAGCCAGUUCCCUUCAAAAAGAUGAAUGAUUUUUCCACGGUUGAUGGUUUCGUGGAAAUAUCUGAAGAUUUGGCAGACAUGAUUAAAUUUGUGGCAAACGAACCCUCUGUGGGGCUUUUCUAUAUUCAGCAGCACACCCAGAACGCAGCGCCAAACGUUAUCAAUCUUAAGAAUAAUGUUGUUGAAAAAUCCCAUGAGACAACCUUGCACACAGAAGAUCUUGAGGAUUCUAUUACAAUGGUGAGAUCAAUGAAAGAAUGCGGCUUACCAAUUGCUGAUGAAAUGAUUGGAGAAAUUAAGAGAUCCCUUUCCGUCAUAUCCUCAACACAACCAAAAAGAGGAUUAAUAUAUAACUCCAGAACAGGCUUUCUUGGACGAACGAGCUCCUGGUCCCCAGCCACAUGGGGUCGUAAUGCAGUUCAUUCACGGCAGGAUAAUGAUAAGAGUACUGGUUACCUAUCCAGUGUUUUGAAAUCAGCAAAGCAAACAGCUAACAGUUUCAAGUGGCCUGAAGUAGAACCAAGAGAAGCAUAUCAAUCAAAAGGCGAGAACGUUUCCUCUGAUCAUGCUCCUCCAUUCCUGAGUGCAAUUGGUGGUCCUACUCCACCUACACCAGAGGCAGAGACAGAAGAUUUGCCAUUGUCAAGUGAAGUGGGAAGAGAACUCCAAGAAGAAUCCCAACUUAGUAAAAGUAUGUCUCAUCAACAAUUUUUCUCCCUAUACGAGAACUACGAUGAGUUUAAGGCUGAUCAAGAAGCAAAACUGGAAGAAUGGUUAGGAGAGACAGGCAACGACAAGGAUCGUGCAGGAAAAAAUAUUGCCAGAUGAGCUUCAACUCGACUGGACCUGGUUCCAUGAUAACCAAUUUUCUGUAAAUGACACGUGAACCUUUGUAUCAUGAGAAAGAGAGGAUUGGAAAGAGAAGUGUUUACUUAGUCCAUAAUUCCUUUUUUUUUUCCGGUUGCCAUAAUUACUUCAAUCUUGGUGUAUGUACCUUCUAAUAAAGAUCUGCAGUUGGUUUGUGGCGUUAUCUCAA